Messenger RNA from Telopea speciosissima, 1044 nucleotides. RefSeq names its product 50S ribosomal protein L15. Gene Ontology annotation, molecular function: structural constituent of ribosome. Gene Ontology annotation, cellular component: mitochondrial large ribosomal subunit. Bases 63 to 914 code for a protein of 283 amino acids. Gene Ontology annotation, biological process: translation. The record is from RefSeq and is a predicted model, not a curated record. The transcript is spliced from 4 exons. NCBI's taxonomy places the organism in Eukaryota, Viridiplantae, Streptophyta, Magnoliopsida, Proteales, Proteaceae.
AGCUGAGAUUUCUUUUCUGAAUGCAGAAACCAUAAACUUCAUAGGAGAUUAACUCGAAGAAGAUGUUAAGGAGGCGACUAUCUUCCUUAUUGGCAACAGCCUCAAUCCACCAUUCUUCGAUUUGCAACAGAUCAAGCUUCAUCACUACAACAAUCUCAUCACAUUCUCCAUUUUCAUCGAUACAGCUGACCCGCCACCCUAUCCCAAAACCAGAUAACUUGUUCUUCCCCAAUGGAAUUAGAGCUUACAGUCUCCUCAGUCUGAAUGAUUUGAGAGAUAACCCUGGAAGAAAGCAUAAGAGGAAGAGAAAAGGUCGUGGGAUUGGUUCUGGUCUAGGGAAGACUGGAGGGAGGGGUCAUAAAGGGCAAAAGGCGAGAGGGACUAUGAAAUUCGGAUUCGAAGGUGGGCAGACCCCUCUUCGUCGUCGAUUGCCGAAACGAGGGUUUACGAAUCCUUUUAGCCUCACAUUUCAGCCAGUAGGUUUGGGUAAGAUUGCGAAACUUAUAAAUACUGGCAAGAUUGACUCAUCAGAGUUGAUCACAAUGAAGACUCUAAAGGACACUGGAGCAAUUGGGAAACAGAUAAAAGAUGGGGUACGAUUGAUGGGGCGUGGUGCAGAACAGAUCAAGUGGCCAAUUCAUUUUGAGGUGUCGAGGGUGACUGUUAGGGCAAAGGCCGCAGUAGAAGCUGCAGGUGGAUCUGUGAGGAGAGUGUAUUACAACAAGUUGGGCUUCCGUGCACUGCUUAAGCCUGAGUGGUUUGAAAAGAAGGGUCGGUUACUUCCAAAAGCAGCCAGGCCUCCACCAAAGCAGCGGGAUAAGGUUGAUAGCAUUGGUCGCCUACCUGCCCCAACCAAACCAAUUCCAUUUCUGCCAGAAGAGAAAGUUGCAACUGCAACUCCUGUUGCUUCAUAAACUAAAGUUGUGGGUUUUCUCAUUGAGUAUCUGCUUGAGAGUUUUUUGAUUUGUUGAGGGUACUUGUCCAUUGAGGAAUUGUUGCAUGACAUACUUUUUAAUAAUAAGAUCAUUUCAACUCUUUUUAUUA